CCCUUCUCCCCAAACCUCCAUUUCCACCCCUUAUUUCCUCCCCCAUCCCCUUAUCUGAACCCCCAUCCAAUCCGUACCCCUCUCGCCUAUCUUCCGUCCAACCGAAAUCGAUGGGUUUCGAGGGCACCAAGAACAGCGGGGCGUGCUCGUCCUCCCAUAGCCUGGUGGACCCGACGAGCCCUUUCCUCCCGCCGCACCCCCCCGCCGCCCCCCUCUCCUCCCAGCCCAAAACCUUCGCGAACGUCUUCAUCGCGAUCGUCGGCGCCGGCGUCCUCGGCCUCCCCUACACCUUCAUGCGCACCGGCUGGGCCGCCGGCGCCGCCCUCCUCGCCGCCGUCGCCGUCCUCACCGUCCACUGCAUGCUCCUCCUCGUCCGCACCCGUCGCCGCCUCGACCUCGACCGUGACUUCUCCAAGAUUGCCUCCUUCGGCGACCUCGGCCUCGCCGUCGCCGGCCCCUCCGGCCGCGCCGCCGUCGACGCCAUGAUCGUCCUCAGCCAGACCGGCUUCUGCGUCGGCUACCUCAUCUUCAUCUCAAACACCCUCGCCCACCUCCUCCAAAUCUCCUCCAAUCUCUCCCCUUUCCUCGCCCCUAAAGCCCUCUGCAUCUGGGCCAUGCUCCCCUUCCAAUUAGGCCUCAACUCCAUCAAAUCCCUAACCCUCCUCGCCCCUCUGAGCAUCUUCGCCGACGUCGUCGACCUCGGCGCCAUGGGCGUCGUCCUGGGGGAAGACGUCGUCGCUUUCCUCGCCCACCGCCCACCCCUCCGCGCCGUCGCCGGCCCCUCCGUCCUCCUCUACGGCGCCGGGGUUGCCAUCUACGCCUUCGAGGGCAUCGGCAUGGUCCUUCCCCUGGAGGCCGAGGCUGCCGACAAAUCCAAAUUCGGCAAGACCCUGGGGCUUUCCAUGUUCUUGAUCGCCCUCCUCUACGGCCUCUUCGGCGUGUUCGGCUACUUGGCCUUCGGCGACGACACCCGCGACAUCAUCACCACCAACAUGGGCACCGGCGUGGUCACCGUCCUGGUCCAAUUGGGGCUCUGCAUCAACCUCUUCUUUACGUUUCCAGUGAUGAUGCACCCAGUGUACGAGGUGGUGGAGAGGUGGUUUUGCGGGAAGAGGUACUGCGCCUGGUUGCGGUGGUUGCUGGUGGUGGCGGUGAGCUUGGUGGCGAUGCUGGUGCCCAACUUCGCCGACUUCCUCUCGCUGGUGGGGAGCAGCGUCUGCGUCGUGCUGGGGUUCGUGCUGCCGGCGGCCUUCCAUCUGAAAGUGUUCGGAUUGGAGCUGGGGUGGGGCGGGGUGGCCGCCGACACGGCGAUCGUGGCGCUGGGCAUCGCGCUGGCGGUGUCCGGAACCGUAUCAUCGCUCACCGGGAUCUUCUACUCGGUGCAAAAAUAAUUAUAUCAUUCUUACUAUAUUUGUGCUAUAAUUAUAAAAAAAUUUUGGUACAAAGGAAACUUUUUUUUGACCGAAAGCAUCAAAGGAAAAGAAUCUUCGCA
Messenger RNA from Elaeis guineensis (African oil palm), 1492 nucleotides. Its product is annotated as amino acid transporter AVT3B. Gene Ontology annotation, biological process: amino acid transmembrane transport. The record is from RefSeq and is a predicted model, not a curated record. NCBI's taxonomy places the organism in Eukaryota, Viridiplantae, Streptophyta, Magnoliopsida, Arecales, Arecaceae. Gene Ontology annotation, cellular component: vacuolar membrane. Gene Ontology annotation, molecular function: L-amino acid transmembrane transporter activity.